Messenger RNA from Arvicanthis niloticus (Nile rat), 2483 nucleotides. Lineage: Eukaryota; Metazoa; Chordata; Mammalia; Rodentia; Muridae. The record is from RefSeq and is a predicted model, not a curated record.
UCGAGCCCCGGCCCGGGCCAGAUCCUGCCUCGGCGCCGAGAAAGAGGUGGGGAGGACUGAGGAGACGCUCGGUGAGGAGCAAGGACAUCGCCCUGCUCCCAGAAACGCAGUCAUAUAUUCUUGAAGCUUUAACGCCAUGUCCAAGCAGGGAAAGGAUAGGGAUUGCUGUUUCCAAAGGCAGAAUACCACCACAGUCGGGUCUCUAUUCUGUGACUAUUGAUGAGGAUUUGCUGACAUUUGAGGAUGUGUCUGUAAAUUUCACUCAGGAGGAAUGGCAAUGGCUGAGUGACACACAGAGAGACUUGUACAGGAAGGUGACACUGGAGAACUAUAGGAGCCUGGUGUUGCUGGCAGGAAUUCCUAUUUACAAACCAGCCGUGAUCUCAUUACUGGAACAAGGAAAAGACCCCUGGAUGGUGCAGAAGAAGGGAGCGAGAGACACAUGUCCUGAUUGGGAGUAUGUAUUCAAAGGAACUGAAUUUAUAUCAAAGCGAGAUAUUUAUAAGGAAUCUGCUAAAGUCCUAACAGUGGGAAGAAGGCAUUUUAGUUCCAGCCUUGACUGUCCCAAUUUGGAAGAAGACCAUGAAAGUGAAGACUGGUUUAAGAACAGGUUGGAAGGUCAGGGGGAGCACUGCAAUCAGCUGCUCAUCACUCAUAAAGAAAUCCCUGAAGACGAACUGAAUGGGUGUAAUCCAUCCUGGCACGCCUUCCAUCAGGAUGCAAUACUAGAUAUGCCACAAAGUUUCUCUACCAAAGAAAGACUAGAUCAAAGUGAGCCACAAAAGAGAAGUUACCGGAAAAAGUCCGUUGAAAUGAAACCUAAGAAGGUCCAGGUAGAAAAGAAAAUCCUGAAAUGUACUGAAUGUGAAAAAGUCUUUAACCAGAGCUCCUCCCUUACUCUCCACCAGAGAAUUCAUACCGGAGAGAAACCCUACGCAUGCGUGGACUGUGGGAAAGCCUUCAGCCAGAGUGCAAACCUAGCGCAACAUAAGAGAAUCCACACUGGGGAAAAGCCUUAUGAGUGUAAAGAGUGCAGGAAGGCCUUCAGCCAGAACGCACAUCUCGCUCAGCAUCAGAGAGUGCACACUGGAGAGAAACCUUACCAGUGUAAAGAAUGUAAAAAAGCCUUCAGCCAGAUCGCACACCUGACUCAGCAUCAAAGAAUCCAUACCGGAGAGCGACCUUUCGAAUGUAUUGAAUGUGGGAAAGCGUUUAGUAACGGCUCGUUCCUAGCUCAGCAUCAGCGAAUUCAUACGGGCGAGAAACCGUAUGUGUGCCACGUGUGUGGGAAAGCUUUUAGUCACCGUGGAUACCUAAUUGUACACCAGAGAAUUCACACUGGGGAGAGACCUUACGAAUGUAAAGAGUGCAGGAAGUCGUUCAGCCAGUAUGCACAUCUUUCCCAACAUCAGAGAGUGCAUACCGGAGAGAAACCUUACGAAUGUCAAGUAUGUAGGAAAGCGUUCAGCCAGAUUGCUUACCUCGAUCAACAUCAGAGGGUUCACACCGGAGAGAAACCCUAUGAAUGUGCGGAAUGUAGAAAAGCGUUUAGCAACAGUUCAUCCCUGGCCCAGCAUCAGAGAAGUCACACCGGAGAGAAACCCUAUAUGUGUAACGAAUGCAGGAAAACAUUUAGCCAGAACGCAGGCCUUGCUCAGCAUCAAAGAAUCCAUACUGGAGAGAAACCUUACGAGUGUAACAUUUGUGGGAAAGCCUUUAGUUAUAGUGGAUCUCUCACCCUACAUCAGAGAAUUCAUACCGGAGAGAGACCGUAUGAAUGUAAAGAUUGCAGGAAAUCUUUCAGGCAGCGAGCACACCUUGCUCAUCAUGAGAAAGUCCACACCAUGGAGUCAUUCUUGUCCCUUUCCUCUCCGUCACCCUCCAUGUCUAGUCAGUUGCCAAGAACUCUAGGUUUUAUCUCCUAAAUAUAACCCAAAUCUGACCCAUUGGGACCAUUUAUAUUAUAUCACCCUUGUCUUCUAUGUGUUACGCUGUUUUGUUUGGAAGACUGAAAUGGCUUUCUAGUGUAUUCACCCAUGCCCCUUGUCAGUUUCCACACUUCAGCCAAACUUUACAAAAGCAAAGUUUGGUCAUAUUAUUUAUCCCUCAUUAAUUGAAAUUUCUUUCCAAUAUCCAAAAGUUUGUAGGGAAAAAGCACAGUCCAUAAAGUAACCUAACAGACCACCUUGCCCCCGUAACCUUGUUUCAAACUACUCGUUAAAGCCUUCAUGUCAAUAUUCACCUCUCUCUCUCUCUCUCUCUCUCUCUCUCUCUCUCUCUCUCUCUCUCUCUCUUUCUCUCUCUCUCUCCAUAUAGAAUUAAAACAAACCUAUCAUUCUCCUGCAUCUUCCAUCCCUAAUUUUAAGGGAGCGUCUGGUCCUUCGUAACCUUCUGUCUUAUUUAUACUACGGGAAAAAUAAUGGCUCUACCUCAAAAGUAACUGGGAGAAGAAAAUACAAUGCAUGUAGAUUUCUUAGCAGAGU